Symphalangus syndactylus (siamang) is the source of this 5390-nucleotide messenger RNA. RefSeq names its product probable palmitoyltransferase ZDHHC11B. Gene Ontology annotation, biological process: protein targeting to membrane; peptidyl-L-cysteine S-palmitoylation. Gene Ontology annotation, molecular function: protein-cysteine S-palmitoyltransferase activity. The record is from RefSeq and is a predicted model, not a curated record. Lineage: Eukaryota; Metazoa; Chordata; Mammalia; Primates; Hylobatidae. Gene Ontology annotation, cellular component: Golgi apparatus; endoplasmic reticulum.
UGUCCUGCCAGCUGGUGGUAGUCCUCCGGCCCAGCUGUCGUGCCCACAGUGAUGUCGGGUGCACCUGUGCGCCCAGCAGCACCUCCUGCAGUGUGCCCUGCUCUGUGACCAUGGAAACUUGAAAGUGAAGAAGCCACACCUUCCAGAGGCCGGGCACAGAUGGGAGCUCAGUCGUCCCGGGGGCAGAGGCAUUUGUGACUGAAGAGGCCCCGGGGGCAGUAUGCAGUGCCUGGGCCCUCACACCACGGGACCACAGGGCUGACCCUCGCAGGCCAUUGACGCUGGGUGAGCAGGGUGGCCAGUGCUCUUGUGGCAUGGUUGAGCGUUCUGAGGUCCAUCCUGGGCCCUGGUGGAAGUGGGAGCAAAGCCAUUGCCUCUGGACACAGCAUAAGGAAGCCACAGCAGCUGACUCACAGGAAGAGUUUGUGAACAGGGCUCAGACGAGGGGCAGAGCCUGGGCUGCGCCCUCCGUGCUGGCUAGGAAGCAGAUUCCAUGGUUGUCUGCACAGCUGCACCUGCCGUCCUGUCCCUGGAUGCCACCAAGUGCACUGUUCAGUGGCUGCCUGCAGGCUCUGCUCCCCACCCCCAACUCUGGGAGGGCGCCCUGGCUGCGGGGAGGCUGGGAAAGGGAGCAUCCGGAGUCCAAGCUCAGUGAGGCUGUGUACUGCACCCCGCUUCCACGGGGACUCCAGAGGCCAGGAUUCCCUUAACAGGACAGACACUUCCCACAGCCGGGUCCCCAGAUGGACACCCGCUCUGGGAGCCAGUGUUCCGUCACCCCAGAAGCCAUACUCAACAAUGAAGAGCUGGUCUUGCCGCCCCGCAUCUCCAGAGUGAACGGCUGGUCGUUACUGCACUGCUUCCAGGUGGUGACCUGGGCUGUCUUCGUGGGCCUUUCCUCGACCACCUUCGGGAUCUUCAUUCCCCUCCUGCCUCACGCGUGGAAAUACAUUACCUACGUGAUAUCCUUUCCACCGUGACCGGGGGGGAUCUUCUCCUUCCACCUUGUCGUCCACCUGAUUGUCUCCUGCGUCGACCCGGCCGACUCCAAUGUCAGACUCAUGAAGAACUAUUCUCAGCCCACGCCCAUCUUCGACAGAGCAAAACACACACACGUGAUCCAGAAUCAGUUCUGCCACCUGUGCAACGUCACUGUGAACAAGAAAACCAAACACUGCAUUUCCUGCAAUAAGUGUGUGUCCGGCUUUGACCACCACUGCACGUGGAUCAACAACUGCGUGGGAAGCCGGAAUUACUGGUUCUUCUUCAGCACUGUGGCCUCGGCCACAGCUGGCACGCUCUGCCUGAUUGCCAUCCUGCUGUACGUCCUCGUCCAGUACCUCGUGAACCCCCGGGUGCUCCGCGUGAACCCCGGGGUGCUCCGCACGGACCCCAAGUAUGAAGGAUGGCCCCCGAAGCCACCAGUUCCAGAGAGGCUCCGUCACCCAAAGACAUCCAUGCUGAAUCCAACUCUCUGCCAUUCUAACUUGGCCGGCCCUCUGCCGUUCUGCAUUACGCCUGAUUUUUGGAAGUGUUGUGGUUUUGAGUGUUGGCAGCCCAGUGUCACAGAGGACCAUAUCUUACAAAUGACCCCAGAUGUCAAGAAUACGAACAUGUGGCUGCUGUUCCUCCCCCCGUUCCUCCCCCUGUUCCCGGUGCAGGUGCAGAACCUGAUAGUCGUGAUCAUCGGGAUGCUUGUGCUCCUGCUGGACCUUCUUGGCUUGGUGCACCUGGGCUACCUGCUUAUCUUCCACAUCUACCUGAAGGCCAAGAAGAUGACAACCUUUGAGUAUCUCAAUGAGACCUGCAAAGAAGAGAGUUCAAAACAUCAAGCAGCGAGGAAAGAUCCACACGUGCAAAUGGAGGAAGGAUUUCUCCAGAGCCAAGGCCAGGAACUCCCUGCAGAUAUCCAGGUGCCUCUGUCCAUUCUCCAGUACUGUAAGCCAGAAGGGGGUUCGACGGCACAGGAAGCAGAUGAUGGCCCGAGUACAUCUACACUUGGGCUGCAAAAGAAACAACAGAGUCCACGAAAACCGACAGUGCUGAAAGUGAAGACUGAGAUUCAGGCCAGCAACCAGAGCCCAUCAUCUCAGAGGCCCCGGAUGUCCUUCAAAGGAACUAGGACCUUCAGAGCCCAGCAUCCAUCUCUGUCAUCAUCUUCAUCACACCCAAAGAAGAGCCAGCCUUGCAGGAGGAUUUACAUCUCCAGGAUGAUGGGCUGCCAGCAACUGCAGAGGAUGCGGCCACCUGCUUAACUGUGCUGUCCAGCCAGCCAGCCAGCUGCAAGGCCUCUUGCUGCUUAAGAAGAGCUGAUGGGCUGGGCAUGUUGGCUCACACCUGUGAGCACAGUACUGGGAAAUGGGAGCACAGUACUGGGAAAUGGAAGCACAGCGCUGGGAAAUGGGAACACAAAGUACGGGGAAAUGGGAGCACAGUACUGGGAAAUGGGAGCACAGUAAUGGGAAAUGGGAGCAUAGUACUAGGAAAUGGGGGCACAGUGCUGGGAAAUGGGAGCACAGCCCUGGGAAAUGGGAGCACAAAGUACUGGGAAAUGGGAGCACAGAGUACUGGGGAACGGGAGCACAAAGUACUGGGGAAUGGGAGCACACAGCACUGGGAAAUAGGAGUAUACAGCACUGGGAAAUGGGAGCACAGUACUGGGAAAUGGGAGCAUAGUACUGGGAAAUGGGAGAACACAGCACUGGGAAAUGGGAGCACAGUGCUGGCAAAUGGGAGCACAGUAAUGGGAAAUUGGAGCACAGCACUGGGAAAUGGGAGCACAGCGCUGGGAAAUGCGAGCACAGUACUGGGAAAUGGGAGCACAGUACUGGGAAAUGGGAGCACAGUACUAGGAAAUGGGAGCACAGCGCUGGGAAAUGCGAGCACAGUACUGGAAAAGGGGAGCACACAGUACUGGGAAAUGGGAGCAUAGUACUGGGAAACCCCAGACCUGGAUUCUGAGUUCUUCAGCCUAGCCCAGAUUUCUUAUCUUAGUAGACAAAAAGAGUCAAGAGAAGACCAGAGAACCAGAGGCAUCCUCUGUAUUUUAUAAUGAACUCUGCGUUUUAGUCUGUUUAGUAGUCAUAUUUUAAAAGAUAAUUAGUUUUCUAAAUAUGUAUAUAUAAGUUAAUAUGUGCAUUGGGCUGUUUUUGUGUUUCUGUAAAGAAAUACCUAAGGCUGGGUAAUUUAUUUAAAAACAUAGGUUAAACUGGCUCACAGUUGUGCAGGCUGUACAGGAAGCAUGGUGCUGGCAUCUGCUUGGCUUCUGGUGAGGCCUCAGGAAGCUUCCAUCAUGGCCGAAAGUGGGGUGAGAGCCAACACAUCAUGUAGUGAGAACAGGAGCAAGAGAGAGUGGUGGGGUUGGGGGGAUGCCAUACAUUUUUAAAUGACCAGAUCUCAAGUGAACUACCAGAGCAAGGACUCACUCAUCACCAAGGGGAUGGCACUAAACUAUUUAUGAGGAACCUGCUCCCAUGAUUCAAACACCUCCCACCAGGCCCCACCUCCAACACUGGGGAUUACAUCUCAACAUGGGAUUUGGAGGGGACAAACCUCUAAGCUAUAUCAUUCCAUCCCUGGUCCCUCAAAUCUCAUGUCCAACUUACCUCGCAACAUAUAAUCAUCCCUUCUCAAUAGUCCCUGAAAGUCUAAACUCAUUCCAGGAUCAACUCAAUCAAAAAUGCCAAGUCCAAAGUCUCAUCUGGAGAUGAGUUCCUUCCACCUAUGAGUCUGUGAGAUAAAAAACAAGUGAUUUACUUCCCAGAUACAAUGGACACAAUGAUGGUGCAGGCACUGGGUAAACACACCUAUUCCAAAAGGAAGAAAUUGGCCAAAAGAAAGAGGCUGCAGGCCCCAAGCAAGUCUGAAACUCAGCAGGGCAGACAUUAAACCUUAAAGUUCCAAAAUAAUCUCCUUUGACUCCAUGAGGCACACUGGUGUGAGGCGUGGGCUCCCAAGGCCUUGUACAGCUCCACCCCUGUGGCUUUGCAGGUUGUGGCCCCUGCAGCCAAUCUCGUGGGUUAGAGUUUAGUACUUGUGGCUUUUCCAGGCUGAGGUUGCAAGCUGCCAGUAGAUCAAACAUUCUGGGGUCUGGAGGGCAGAAGCCCUCUGCCGACAGCUACACUAGGCAGUGCCCUGGUGGGGAGUCUGUGUGGGGCUCCAACUCUACAUCUCCUCCCAGCAUUGCCCUCAUAGGGUAUCUCUGUGAAGGUUCUGCUGCUGCAGCAGGCUUCUGCCUGGGCACCCAGGUUUUCCCACACAUCCUCUGUAAUCUAGGGGGAAGCUGCCAAUGCCCCUUCACUCUUGUGUUCUGUGUUCCUGCAGAUUUCACACCACUUGGAAGCCACCAAGGCUUACCCUCUAGAGCAGCCGUCCACACUGUACCUGGAGACUGUUGAACCACCACUGUAGCUGAAGAAGUUGGGAUACAGGGACCAGUGUCCCGAGACUGCACAGGGCAUCAGGGCCCUAGUCCUGGCCCAUUAAGCCAUUCUUUUCUCCUAGGCCUCUGGGCCUGUGAUGGGAGGGGCUGCUGCGAAGAUCUUUGAAAUGUCUUCAAGGUCUUUUUCCCAUUGUCUUGGAUAUUAGCACUUGGCUUCCUUUUAGCCAUGCAAAUCUAUUAAGUGGUUGCUCUGCAGCCUGUUUGGAUUCCUCUCCUGAAAACAUUUUUUUCUUUCUCUACCACAUGGCUAAGCUGCAAAUUUUCCAAACUUUUACACUCUGCUUUCCUUUUAGGUAUAAAUUCCAACUUUAAGUCAUUCAUUUGCUCCCAUAGCUGAUCAUAGGUUGUUAGAAGCAGCCAUGCCACAUCUUAAAUGUUUAGCUGCUCAGAAGUAUCUUCUGCCAGAUACCCUAGGUUAUGAUUCUUAAGUUCAAACUUCCACAGAUCACUAGGACAUGAAUACAAUGCAGCCAAGCUCUUUGCUAAGGCACACAAGGGUGACCUUUGCUCCAGUUCCCAAUAACUUCCUCGUUUCCAUCUGAGACCUUGUCAGCCUGGCCUUCAUUAUCCAUAUUUCUAUCUGCAUUUUGGUUCCAACCACUUAAUAAGUCACUAAGUUCCAAACUUUCCCUCAUCUUUCUGUCUUCUUCUGAGCCCUCCAAAGUCUCCCAAUCUCUGCUCAUUACCCAGUUCCAAAGCUGCUACCACAUUUUCAGUUAUCUUUAUAGCAAUGUCCUGCUCCUCAGUGCCAAUUUUCUGAAUGGACCCAUUUUUGCAUUGCUAUAAAGAAAUACCUGAACUUGGGUAAUUGCUGACAAAAGAACUGAAUCCACGUGAGGAGUAAUUCAUGACAAGCUGUACAAAUAAAAAUAAGAAAUCCAGGCCGGGCGCGGUGGCUCAAGCCUGUAAUCCCAGCACUUUGGGAGGCCGAGGCGGGCGGAUCAUGAGG